AUGGAAUGUCCAACUGAUCUCUUAUCAUCAAUUGAUCAACAUGCAACAUCGAAUAAUAUCACAUGUUCAUAUGAUUUUCCACCAUCAAUGGAUGAUGAUGAUGAUGAUGAUGAUGAUGAUGAUGAUGAUGAUGAUGAUGAUGGUGAUAAUAAUGAUAUGCCUGAAUCAUUAUAUAGUAUUGACGAAUCACAUAAUGUUUCAUAUACUGAUAAACAUCCUAUAUAUGAUACAACAUCUGUUACAGCUCAAUGGUAUCAUCCACCAGAUAUUAG
Loa loa (African eye worm) is the source of this 272-nucleotide messenger RNA. RefSeq lists its product as hypothetical. The record is from RefSeq and is a predicted model, not a curated record. The annotation marks the transcript as partial. Lineage: Eukaryota; Metazoa; Nematoda; Chromadorea; Rhabditida; Onchocercidae. The transcript has a single exon.